AAAAUUUCAGGACUGUAAUAAAGAUAAUUGUACGCACAUCGAAUGUGAUAUCCGACGGCUCAACGAGGAUGAGUUUGUAUUAGUGGAAAUUUAUGCUCGUUUGGCUUUGAACACCUUAAUCGACAAUAACAUCUAUGAAGCUGAUAUAUCAUCCAUCGGGAUAGCCAAAAUAUCAUCGCUACCAAGUGCACCAAGAUACAAUCCACCUGCACAACUUGUUGCU
Molecule: messenger RNA, 223 nt
Organism: Gongylonema pulchrum
Lineage: Eukaryota; Metazoa; Nematoda; Chromadorea; Rhabditida; Gongylonematidae
Source: the annotation of a GenBank genome assembly